AUGCUCUUCGACUCGAACUUUUCGUUUGCUCCGAAACUGUCUCCACCCCGCGAACGGGAGCCUGCUAGCAUGCGAACCGUCCGAUAUGGGGAAAUUGUUGGGAGCGGCGAUGGCAACAUUAGCAGCAGCAGCAGCAACAGCAUUAGCCAUGAUCUUCCACUAUCCCCACAUUCGAUGGCUAUCGCGUCUCCCGGAUCUCGGAGUCGUUCACGGGCCACGUUUUCCACUGGAGUAAACGAACCAAUACUACAGACGAUGAAAUUCUUCAAGAGGCGGUCAGCCGACACCAGCAAUGACAAGAGCAAAAUCAACAAAGACUUCUACAGCAGUGCGGUGCCAAUGGAUCUCAAACACGCAAAACCGUUGACGAUAUCCGUCCCUCCGCGAAAAAGCACUCGUAGAGCACCUUCGCAGCCUCCUCGCCAGCCGCCGCCACCACCUCCUCCAUCACAACAACAACGACCUCCGAUGCUAAGAUUAGAGCCUUCCUCACGGCCGUUGCCUGCAGUAAAGACACAAGAGAUCAACCGCAGCCUCCUCUCGCCUCUCCAUUCGAAGCGAAGCCGCCAGAACUCGCAAACCUCCGAUUCCGGAAUUCAGAUGCUAGUCAACUUUCUCAACGAUGACUCGGACUCGGACGAAGAAGAAGACGAGUGCUAUUGGACCGGCCACUCCUAUAUCCUCUCGCUUCAGCAACAACCGAAGAUACUCAACAACAUCAACCAUUCCGACCUCUAUUUCGGAAGGCUCUACAUAUUCCUCCAUCCGCAGCGACCACUAUCAUUUAACGAGGAUGAUUUCCCAACCUCGAAGCGCGGUUCCGUUGCAUCCUCAAAAAGGCCAUCCUUCAAUGACGACAACUUUACCGCACCAAAGCGAGGUGCCACCUCCGAUGCAACAUCCUUGCCGUCUUCCCGUCGCUCAUCCGCCACAACAUUCUUUUGCCGCGGCAGUCGUAACUCGGUGCUGAGCCGCAAUUCUAUCGGUUUGGGUUCGAUUGCCGCCAGCGACAUCGACUUGGAGGAAGGAUUGGAAAACAACACGCACUUCCCGGGCAUGGAAGAACUCAAGAAACAGAUUUCCUGGCUUGCGCUCCGCGGAUCCCGUAGUUACGAAUCCGAAGAGGAAGCGGAGGAUGUCGAGGAUGACAGCGAAAAUUACCACCACCACUUGUCAUCCAUGGUACCGCCAAAUGGAAAGACUUCAACCAAAACUUCCGCGAGGUCUCCAUCGAGGGCGAUGCCAACGUCGAUACCGCUGUAUGCCUUUCCGCUUCCUCCCACCGGCACCGUAAUGCAGACUCCUGCGCCCCGAAGGGCAAGACGACGAACCGCCAGCUCCGAGUGCAUCGUGCUCGAAGCGCUUGAGGAAAUGCGACUAGCGGAUCAGAAGGCGUCUUUCGUUCCGACUCCGACUCCGACCCCGACCGUUGCAAAGGUAUCGAAACGCAAGCCGCGUCACUCGACCAAUAAUCCUCGCAUCGUCGGCGAGGAUUCGUGGGAGACGGCUCUGGUCGGCGACACGGCUGCCUGGGAUCGAAUGCUCGAUGCUAGCGAUUUCAAUUCCUAUGCUUAA
Tricharina praecox is the source of this 1575-nucleotide messenger RNA. RefSeq lists its product as uncharacterized. Bases 1 to 1575 code for a protein of 524 amino acids. The record is from RefSeq and is a predicted model, not a curated record. Lineage: Eukaryota; Fungi; Ascomycota; Pezizomycetes; Pezizales; Pyronemataceae. The transcript has 4 exons.